Aphidius gifuensis is the source of this 1854-nucleotide messenger RNA. RefSeq lists its product as uncharacterized. The transcript is spliced from 10 exons. Lineage: Eukaryota; Metazoa; Arthropoda; Insecta; Hymenoptera; Braconidae. The record is from RefSeq and is a predicted model, not a curated record. The coding region runs from base 72 to 1760 and encodes 562 amino acids.
GGUAUCGGACCUAUUAAACUAUUUCUCUGGGAAUCAAAAAAAUAAUUGUUUGAUUUAAAUAAAAUUACAUCAUGUCUUGUAGUAUUUUUAUAAUACUAUUAUUGUGUUGUACUUGGAUUGUGUUUGGUGAGGGUGUUGUGAUUAAUGGUAAAAGAGAAGGUACAACACUUCUACCAGUUAUACCAAGCAAUACAAUAUAUUGUGACCCACGUGAAUAUGUGACUGUUUCAUUGAAUGUUGAAUACCGAAAUGACACAACGUGCAAAAUUGAAGAAGCUACAAAUGAUCUAUUUCAAAGAGUUGGUGCAUGUAGUUUUCGUGGUCUUGCUAAUAAGAUUAAAAUUGCUUUGUGGACAAUAGUUGCAGAAACAAAAUUAUCACAUCAGUAUAAGGGCACGUUUCAAGUAUUAACUUUCCAUUCAGAGACAACCAAAAUUUACUUUUACAAAGAAACACAUUCAGUGAUCCCACUUGAUGUAUUUGACAGAGAGUAUUGUAACAUCGUAAGGCCAAAUGAAAAGAAUAAUAACAAUUUGAAGAUAAAAAAUAUUCGAAAUUCAGAAUACGUCAUUGAUGAGAAAGAAAAAUAUUCUGGUGAAUGGAUUGUACAAUAUUUCAAUAGUACAAAUCAAAAUUAUAUUAGUAAAAUAUACGACGUUACUUUCAAAGAAAAAAUUAAGCCUGGAAUGGUUGUAACUACAAUUAAAAAUUCUAAAAAUUCUGGAACAUGGUCUAAAUUUGAAUGCCGUGUUGACUUUGCCAGUAUUGGUCAAUGUUCAUUCCACGGACCAUCUGGUAUAAUAAUAAAUGAAGGAAUCGAUAAUAAUAGUAAAAAGUUCGAUUAUGAAGUGAUCAACACAAGAGCAAGUGGCCAUCCAAAAUGUGUAUUAACAAUUUACAAUCAAACAAUGCAUGAAGAGGGACAAUGGAAAUGCUCACUUCGUGAUGAAAAUCAGAUUGCAAAUGGCACAAAAAUUAUUGGUGAUCGAUUCAAAAAAUUAACAGUGAAUGUUUUUCAAAAAAUUGGAUCAGAUUUUGAUUUGAAUUGUACACAAAAUCACGAAUGGAAAUAUUGUGAUAUAGAACAUCCAAACGGUGAACGUACAUCUAAAAUUUUUAAUAAUUCACCUAUACCUAAUGUUAAAGAAGAGGAUAAAAUCUGUUCAAAAAAAUUUAAAAAUGCCAACAAACAAUUAAAUGGUAAUUGGACAUGUACUGUCAGUCGAGACGUAGAAAGCAUGAUAUAUGAAAAAACAUAUAUUGUUCGAGUUACAGAGGAUUUUGCACUAGCUGAUUUACGAUACGAAGAUGUCGCUGGAAUAAAUAAAACAAUACUAGAAGCACGUCCAUUUCCAACUGAUGAAAAUAAAAUGAAAAAUAUUACAAAUUGUGCAUGGACACAUCCACUUGAUAAAAAUUAUUUGAGUAACGAUAGUUAUUAUACUAUGACAAAUAACAAUAAUAUUUGUAAACUUAUAAUUAACUAUCCACAAGAAUAUGACAAAGGAAAUUGGACUUGCUCUAUGACAUUGAAAUCUUCGAAUGGUGCUUUGAAUAUUUUUUUUGCGGUAUUUGAUUUACAGGAUGUUGAAAUCUAUAAUCCAACGUUGUGGUGGUAUAUACUUCAUGGAUCAAUUGCUGUUUCGUUUCUUAUUAUUGCUAUAUCAAUUGUUUGGUGGGAUAUUGUUACUGCUGAAAGUAGAACCAAGCUUUUCGAUGCAGAAAACGAACAACAACAACAAAAACAUUAUAAGGAUUAGUUCAAUAUGGAUUAAACACUUUUUUUACAUAUAUAAUUAAAAAAUGAAAUUAAAAAUAAAAGAAAACAAAUUAUUUAAAUGAACUAAUUGUUGA